AUGGCUCAGAAGUGGACAUGGCUCUCUCGUUCCAUCCACCGAUCUCUCACCCAACAACUCCUGAGUACGUACAACCGGACAGCGAAGCCCCCGAACAUGACGUCACAUCACGUGGUCAGGGUCACUGACGCCUGGGACCACUUUCAGUCACAAAUGAAAUGUUGCGGGGUGAACGGACCGAAGGACUACAUGAGCACCUCCUGGUUCAACAGCAGCAACGAAAAUCUAGGACUCUUUGUCCCGGAAUCAUGUUGCCAACAUCAGCAACAACAACACUUCUUACACAACAACAACAACAACGACAACUAUUAUAAGAAGCAAAGAUAUUUAAGUGACGAGAACUUGUACGCGUACCUUGCUGACGAUCUCGAUGCCAAUGAAAUAUCUGAUUACAUAAUGACAUCAUCACAUUACAACAUCAGUAUCUGA
Molecule: messenger RNA, 429 nt
Organism: Helobdella robusta
Lineage: Eukaryota; Metazoa; Annelida; Clitellata; Rhynchobdellida; Glossiphoniidae
Exons: 5
Coding region: 1-429 (142 amino acids)
Cellular component (GO): membrane
Source: RefSeq, a predicted model, not a curated record